GUUUGUGUGUGCAUUUCCUGGCGGUAGAUUCGGAUUCUCUGUUGUGUUGUUAGCACAGGGCUGUGUUGUUAGCUCGAUUCGCUCUGGCGAAUAACUUUUUUUUGGUUGUUUUACACUAAUUUAUUCUACCAUUUUCUACAACUCGUACACUUUCCAGAGACCCACUGUAGCUAACUUGCUAACAUCUGUUUACGCAAUGGACGAAGAUGGACUUUCGCCGAACAGAAGUGGAGCACUAGGUGUGUCCUUAGCUGCUGCUUCAAUCGCGGAUAAAAAUGCAGCUGUCAAUCUAGUAAGGAUAAAGGAGGCCAUGUCAAACCAGUGUUUUGAGAUGUCAGUACAAGCCAACUUGGUAAACACGAGGCUGGUUGAUGAUUGUGAGGAUGUGUCAAAAUAUGAAGAGAGUCUGGAAAACAGAAGAACAGAACAAUUCAACAAAACAAUGGCCUUGAACAGGAUGCUUGUCUGGAGAGCCAUCACGUCCAAACUAACCCGGGAUGAUGAAGGCUCAAUGGAAAUGAAGAUGCUGGCUCAACACAGUCUCAGCUGUUUUGCCAGAAUACAGAAACUGCAGGAAGAAUCGCGUGAACUUCAGGACCAAAUCACAGAAGUGCAAAAAGAGAGACAUGAAAUGAAAGUGUUGAUCAAGAAGGCAAUGGAGGAGAUAACCGAGCUGAGGGAGGCCAGGGCUGGCCAGGGAGAGGUGGACAAAGCCAGUCUGGAGAAAGUGGACACCGUGGUGCAGAAACACCGCAAGUUCCUCGCCCUGUCCCACAACAUUCUCAGGGGCAUAGUCUGCGCCACCAAGAUAAACUGGGUGGAUGAUCCAGAGUUGGCUGACCUAAUGAUGGGAUCAGAGAGCAUGACAAACUGAAGAAAUGUCAGGAAAGUGUGUGUGUGUGUGUGUGUGUGUGUGUGUGUGUGUGUGUGUGUGUGAGAGAGAGAGAGAGAGAUGUGUGUACUAAUUAUGUAUUUGUGUAAUUUUUCAAGAAUAUCAAUAAACUGUACA
Messenger RNA from Engraulis encrasicolus (European anchovy), 1009 nucleotides. It is a transcript of the gene cenph, whose product is annotated as centromere protein H. Lineage: Eukaryota; Metazoa; Chordata; Actinopteri; Clupeiformes; Engraulidae. The record is from RefSeq and is a predicted model, not a curated record. The coding region runs from base 197 to 874 and encodes 225 amino acids. The transcript has 10 exons. Gene Ontology annotation, molecular function: kinetochore binding. Gene Ontology annotation, cellular component: kinetochore; nucleus. Gene Ontology annotation, biological process: mitotic spindle organization; kinetochore assembly; chromosome segregation.